Molecule: messenger RNA, 2084 nt
Organism: Dicrocoelium dendriticum
Lineage: Eukaryota; Metazoa; Platyhelminthes; Trematoda; Plagiorchiida; Dicrocoeliidae
Source: the annotation of a GenBank genome assembly
AUGACGGUGAUGAUGCUGAUGAUGAUGCUGAUGAUGACGACGAAGGUUAUGAGGACGUUGAUGAUGAACAAAAUGAUGAAGAUGAUAAUGAAAAUGACGUUGACGAUGAUGAUGAUGACGAUGACGACGACCAUGAUGAUGAUGAUGAUGAUGAUGAUGAUGAUGAUGAUGAUGAUGAUGAUGAUGAUGAUGAUGAUGAUGAUGAUGAUGAUGAUGAUGAUGAUGAUGAUGAUGAUGAUGAUGAUGAUGAUGAUGAUGAUGAUGAUGAUGAUGAUGAUGAUGAUGAUGAUGAUGAUGAUGAUGAUGAUGAUGAUGAUGAUGAUGAUGAUGAUGAUGAUGAUGAUGAUGAUGAUGAUGAUGAUGAUGAUGAUGAUGAUGAUGAUGAUGAUGAUGAUGAUGAUGAUGAUGAUGAUGAUGAUGAUGAUGAUGAUGAUGAUGAUGAUGAUGAUGAUGAUGAUGAUGAUGAUGAUGAUGAUGAUGAUGAUGAUGAUGAUGAUGAUGAUGAUGAUGAUGAUGAUGAUGAUGAUGAUGAUGAUGAUGAUGAUGAUGAUGAUGAUGAUGAUGAUGAUGAUGAUGAUGAUGAUGAUGAUGAUGAUGAUGAUGAUGAUGAUGAUGAUGAUGAUGAUGAUGAUGAUGAUGAUGAUGAUGAUGAUGAUGAUGAUGAUGAUGAUGAUGAUGAUGAUGAUGAUGAUGAUGAUGAUGAUGAUGAUGAUGAUGAUGAUGAUGAUGAUGAUGAUGAUGAUGAUGAUGAUGAUGAUGAUGAUGAUGAUGAUGAUGAUGAUGAUGAUGAUGAUGAUGAUGAUGAUGAUGAUGAUGAUGAUGAUGAUGAUGAUGAUGAUGAUGAUGAUGAUGAUGAUGAUGAUGAUGAUGAUGAUGAUGAUGAUGAUGAUGAUGAUGAUGAUGAUGAUGAUGAUGAUGAUGAUGAUGAUGAUGAUGAUGAUGAUGAUGAUGAUGAUGAUGAUGAUGAUGAUGAUGAUGAUGAUGAUGAUGAUGAUGAUGAUGAUGAUGAUGAUGAUGAUGAUGAUGAUGAUGAUGAUGAUGAUGAUGAUGAUGAUGAUGAUGAUGAUGAUGAUGAUGAUGAUGAUGAUGAUGAUGAUGAUGAUGAUGAUGAUGAUGAUGAUGAUGAUGAUGAUGAUGAUGAUGAUGAUGAUGAUGAUGAUGAUGAUGAUGAUGAUGAUGAUGAUGAUGAUGAUGAUGAUGAUGAUGAUGAUGAUGAUGAUGAUGAUGAUGAUGAUGAUGAUGAUGAUGAUGAUGAUGAUGAUGAUGAUGAUGAUGAUGAUGAUGAUGAUGAUGAUGAUGAUGAUGAUGAUGAUGAUGAUGAUGAUGAUGAUGAUGAUGAUGAUGAUGAUGAUGAUGAUGAUGAUGAUGAUGAUGAUGAUGAUGAUGAUGAUGAUGAUGAUGAUGAUGAUGAUGAUGAUGAUGAUGAUGAUGAUGAUGAUGAUGAUGAUGAUGAUGAUGAUGAUGAUGAUGAUGAUGAUGAUGAUGAUGAUGAUGAUGAUGAUGAUGAUGAUGAUGAUGAUGAUGAUGAUGAUGAUGAUGAUGAUGAUGAUGAUGAUGAUGAUGAUGAUGAUGAUGAUGAUGAUGAUGAUGAUGAUGAUGAUGAUGAUGAUGAUGAUGAUGAUGAUGAUGAUGAUGAUGAUGAUGAUGAUGAUGAUGAUGAUGAUGAUGAUGAUGAUGAUGAUGAUGAUGAUGAUGAUGAUGAUGAUGAUGAUGAUGAUGAUGAUGAUGAUGAUGAUGAUGAUGAUGAUGAUGAUGAUGAUGAUGAUGAUGAUGAUGAUGAUGAUGAUGAUGAUGAUGAUGAUGAUGAUGAUGAUGAUGAUGAUGAUGAUGAUGAUGAUGAUGAUGAUGAUGAUGAUGAUGAUGAUGAUGAUGAUGAUGAUGAUGAUGAUGAUGAUGAUGAUGAUGAUGAUGAUGAUGAUGAUGAUGAUGAUGAUGAUGAUGAUGAUGAUGAUGAUGAUGAUGAUGAUGAUGAUGAUGAUGAUGAUGAUGAUGAUGAUGAUGAUGAUGAUGAUGAUGAUGAUGAUGAUGAUGAUGAUGAUGAUGAUGAUGAUGAUGAUGAUGAUGAUGAUGAUGAUGAGAACUGA